AAUUUCAAAUAUUAAUACCAACCCUUCCGUGCCUUUCUCCCUUGCGUUGGCCCCUUCUCCUUCAUUCUUUCAUUGUGUUUAGCGAUGGCUUCCUUCGUCGUCGUCCUCCUCGCCCUCUCCUCCUCCGGCCUCUUCCUUAACCCUGUCACCGGAGUCUGCAUCCCUCGCAACGCCUCGAUCACCUUCGAUUUAGCAGACUCCCCGGUGGCAUUGUCGCCUGAACCGCAGAGUGUUCAGGGGCCAUCCAAACAACAAGAGGCUCCAGCUCCAGCUCCAGCGGCACAGGAUGAUUCUGUUUUGCUGGUUGGUGGCGGCUUCGGCGACGGCCAUCUCUCGCUGCCUCCCCUCCUCCAAGCGGCGGUGGCCUCGCUGUGCCAGAAAACCGACUACCCGGAUCUGUGCUUGUCAUCGGCGCAGCAGUUCCUGUCGGCCAGCGCCGGGUGGCAGGUGGACGCGGUAACGUUUCUGAAGGUGCAAAUGGCGGCGUGCCGAGCGAGGGUGGAGGCGGCGAAGGGAGAGGUGGCGGCGCUGCUGAAGCAGCCAGGAACGACCGCGCGGGUGGCGAGCACGCUCCAGGUGUGCGCCGACAGCUACGACGACGCGUUCGACAACCUGGACGCGGCCGGCAACGCCGUGGCGGCGCGCGACAAAGACACCAUCAACAUCAUGCUCUCCGCCCUCGUCGACGACUUCGCCACCUGCGAGGACGGCUUCGCCGAGAUGCAGGACACCUCGCCGCUCGCCGCCGUCGACGACGCGCUCUCCAAGCUCGGCAGCAACUGCCUCGCCAUCGCCGACUUGAUCUAAAUGAACUUGAAUUGAAGAAAAUUAAACAGAAAUGAAAAAAAGUUGACUGAAUCAUUCAUCUAUUUGAAUCUGGAUUUUUU
Molecule: messenger RNA, 887 nt
Organism: Zingiber officinale
Lineage: Eukaryota; Viridiplantae; Streptophyta; Magnoliopsida; Zingiberales; Zingiberaceae
Product: pectinesterase inhibitor 12-like
Exons: 1
Coding region: 85-807 (240 amino acids)
Biological process (GO): negative regulation of catalytic activity
Molecular function (GO): enzyme inhibitor activity
Source: RefSeq, a predicted model, not a curated record